AUGGGACCGGGACCUGAUGAGCGCCAGCCUGACACCAUGCCUCACUUCAGAGAGGCUGCGGGCCGAAGGUAACUCGGCCUCAUCCGGAAAUAUUCGGAUAUAAUUGUGGGUCAAUUCUUUGGUCAUCUCCAUUCCGACACCUUCCGCAUCGUAUAUAACGGCAGUUCAGCACGGCCUGUCUCGUGGAUGCUCAUGGCGCCGUCUCUCAGCCCAAGUAGGACUAACGGUGGAGCGAACAAUCCUGGCAUUAGACUCUACAAGUUUAACAGAGACACUGCUCAAGGUAUAGAUUACACGCAAUACUACCUGGAUCUAAAUCAAGCCAAAUAUAAAGAAAUGUCAGAUUGGAGUCAAGAGUAUAAUUUCACCAGCUACUACGGUUUGACCAACAUCACUCCUUCAUCCCUGCAUGAACUCGCCUCCUCUUUCAGGCACGACUCACCCUUCUUUGACAGGUCAUCCAAACUUAGGAGUGAACCUUGA
Messenger RNA from Homalodisca vitripennis (glassy-winged sharpshooter), 483 nucleotides. RefSeq names its product acid sphingomyelinase-like phosphodiesterase 3b. The record is from RefSeq and is a predicted model, not a curated record. NCBI's taxonomy places the organism in Eukaryota, Metazoa, Arthropoda, Insecta, Hemiptera, Cicadellidae.